AUGCUAACGGAAAAGAUGAAAACGAAAAACAAAAAAACGUUAGUGAUACCUAAAAACGUGAUACUAGUCGAUAAAGAUGUUAAACGUCAAAUGUCGCAUUAUUGUUUAAGAAGUUUAUUAAUUUUCGGAAGAUGUUUAAAUAUUUUUCCGGUGGAAGGGUUAAUGAAUCAUAAUCCUGAAAAGCACAAGUUCAAGUUUGUUUCUAUUAAGAUGCUCUUAACGAUUUUGAUGUGUGUUGGAACCACCAUUUGUUGCUUACUUGCGUCUAUAAAGAGUUUUUCAGCCGCUAUGGUAAUGCAUCGUUUAAUAUCACCAUUGUUCUACUGUCACAUUGCCUGUACGAUUAUUUUAAACAUAACCAUAUCAAAAAAAUGGAACGAAUAUAUUUGUCAUAUCUACAUUGAAGAAUUAAAAUUUUUAAGGAAGUAUAAGCCGGAUUUGAAUUUAAAGACAAAAAUAGAUGCCAUACUUACUCUUACUAUUUGUUCUGUCAUACUUGAACAUACAUUCGCCAUAGCGAGUUUUAGCUUGUCUCAAGAUUGCCUCAAUAAAGCCACUGGUUUUGAGCAUUAUAUAAAAAAACAGUAUCAUUACAUUUAUGAUCAUGUUAACUAUAAUAUAUUUAAUGGAGCCACCUUAUUUCUGGACUACCGUAAUGAUUUGGAAUUUUGGAGAUCUGAUAAUCAUUUCAAUCAGCUUAGUUUAUACCAGCCGAUUUAA
Molecule: messenger RNA, 720 nt
Organism: Psylliodes chrysocephalus
Lineage: Eukaryota; Metazoa; Arthropoda; Insecta; Coleoptera; Chrysomelidae
Source: the annotation of a GenBank genome assembly